This is a messenger RNA of Cuscuta campestris, 1724 nucleotides long. The record is from the annotation of a GenBank genome assembly. Lineage: Eukaryota; Viridiplantae; Streptophyta; Magnoliopsida; Solanales; Convolvulaceae.
UGUAAAUCUGAAAUCCCCAUCGUUGAGGAUUGACCCUCUGUACGGAACUGUUGAAGACGAGAAGUAAUAGUGGGUAUUCGUUUCAACGACGUUCCCCGCUCGCCGCCGUUCAAUUUCAAAACCCAGAUCGCCGGUUUGCAGUCGCCGGAUUUAUUUCCUUCUCACUCGCACAUCCAAAGAUCCGCUGAGAUUGUAACAAUGCCGUCCACGGAAAGCGAUCUAGAUCUCCGACGCUCGUCCCUGCAGCCGAGCAAUCUGGGUGGAGCAAUCAGCAACGAGUACAGCUUUGCUGAUACCAAUAACCUGGAGCACUGUGCAAAGUACCUCAAUCAAACGCUCGUUACCUUUGGAUUCCCUGCAUCGCUUGAUCUCUUUGCCAAUGAUCCAGUUUCAAUCGCACGAACAUGCAACUGUGUAUAUGCUUUGUUGCAGCAAAGACAGAGGGAUAUAGCAUUUAGGGAGUCUGCAAAUGAGCAGCGACAGAGACUACUGUCAGACAUAUCAAGACUAGAGUCCAAAGGGGAAAGGCUGGACUUAGAGUUACAGGGCAAAGACAGGGAGAUAGCAACUCUUACUAGAGAGAAUGCUAAAGCUGUUGCAGCAUUAAAGGCUCAUAUCGAGAAACUGCAGAAGGAAAGAGAUGAAUUUCAAAAAAUGGUUCUUGGCAAUCAGCAAGUAAAAAUUCAGCAGGUACAUGAGUUGAAGAAAAAAGAAAAGGAGUACAUGAAGUUGCAGGAGAGGUUAAAUCAAGCAGCGGUGGAGAAAAAGAAGGAAUCCAGAUCAGGCAUGGAAAUAUUGAACUUACUUCAGAAAGAAGGACGGCAGCGGGGGACAUGGAGUACAAAGAAAGCUGAUAAUGACUUUUAUAAGAAGAUUGUGGAUGCUUAUGAAGUGAAAAAUCAAGAAUUAGCAUCUGAAAAUGCUGAUCUGAGGGCAUUGCUACGAUCAAUGCAGGCAGACAUGCGUGUGUUCCUGAAUGCUCCAAAUGAUUCUUCUAAACAAUCUACAGUCAAUGAGAAGCCAGGAUCAGAUGUCUCUCAAUCUCCAUUGGGUGGUAGAACAGAUGUAUUUGAUCUGCCGUUGCACAUGGCUAGAAAUCAAAUUGCAGAAAAUCUCCGUACAAAGAUGGCAUCAAUCAAGGAGCGCAUGCUUCAACUCCAAGAUGCUCAGAAGGGAGCAGAAGCUAUUACAGAAGUGUCAGAACGAGAACUUGAGCUGGAAGCACAGCUUGUUGAGGCCAGGAGCAUUAUCCAAGAACAGGCGUCGGUAAUGUCUAAGCAUCUUGCAAAUUCUGAGCGGCCAAGGAGGUUAAGCGACCAUUUCAAUUGUGAGAGGGAAUUGUUUAAUUCUUCCCCAUCUGAGUGUUAGUGACUGUCCUCCUCUAGCUCCAACAGAAGGGGAGUGAAGUGUAAGAACUUGUUAAUGCUUCAAAGAGGUCCAACAACUCAGAUGGAAAGAAAAAAACAUGUAACUGUUAUGUAUCUGCUAAUUUCACUGUUAACUUUGUUUCUAAUUAUGAUUUGGAUAUGACAAGAUAAGCUGUGUUUGUUGUAUAAAAUUGAUGUAAGUUUUUCAAGAUGUGUAAUUUGGAUGAAGUGGACUCUUGAAUACGAGUAGAGGAGGAGAAGACUAGGGGAGCAUUUCUUGAAUUGACCAACAAAAGCAGUUUUUAUAUUUUAUUUAAUUUUUUUGUUUAUAAUGUUAAAUAAGCUGUUUUGUUUUGU